AUGCCUUUCACACCAAGAGGAGGCGACAGAGGUGGACGUGGUGGUGGAUUUGGAGGACGCGGAGGCCGCGGAGGUGGUGAUCGUGGAGGUCGCGGCGGAGGCAGAGGCGGCUUCGGCGAUCGUGGUGGACGUGGCGGAGGUCGCGGAGCUCCUCGUGGCCGCGGUGGUGACCGUGGCGGACGUGGAGGCCGUGGAGGACGCGGCGGUGCCGCUGGCGCAAAGGGUGGCGCAAAGGUCAUCGUCGAGCCCCACAGACAUGCCGGUGUCUUCGUCGCCCGCGGCAAGGAGGAUCUUCUGGUCACCAAGAACUUGACACCCGGCGAGGCCGUCUAUGGCGAGAAGCGCAUUUCCAUCGAUACCCCAUCUGCCGUCUCUGGUGCCGCAACUGGUGCCAACAGCGAUGCACCUGCUGCCACAAAGACCGAGUACCGUGUAUGGAACCCUUUCCGUUCCAAGUUGGCAGCUGGUAUUCUUGGUGGCAUGGACGAUAUUCACAUGAAGCCCGGAAGCAAAGUCUUGUACCUUGGAGCUGCCUCUGGAACGUCCGUAUCCCACGUUGCUGAUAUCGUUGGCCCAACUGGAACCGUCUUCGCCGUCGAAUUCUCCCACCGCUCUGGUCGCGAUCUCAUCAACAUGGCUACUCACCGCACGAACGUUAUCCCAAUCAUCGAGGACGCCCGUCACCCGCUCAAGUACCGUAUGCUCGUCAGCAUGGUCGACUGCAUCUUCGCCGAUGUUGCUCAGCCCGAUCAGGCCCGUAUCGUUGGAUUGAACGCACAUCAGUUCCUCAAGGUCGGAGGUGGUGUCGUCGUUUCCAUCAAGGCAAACUGUAUCGACAGUACAGCAGCACCAGAGGCCGUUUUCGCACGCGAGGUCGUCAAGCUCAGAGAGGAGCGCAUCAAGCCCAAGGAGCAGCUUACUCUCGAGCCUUUCGAGAGAGACCACGCCAUGGUUGUGGGUGUCUACCAACGAUCGGGUUGA
Messenger RNA from Ramularia collo-cygni, 981 nucleotides. RefSeq names its product related to rRNA 2'-O-methyltransferase fibrillarin. NCBI's taxonomy places the organism in Eukaryota, Fungi, Ascomycota, Dothideomycetes, Mycosphaerellales, Mycosphaerellaceae. The record is from RefSeq and is a predicted model, not a curated record. Gene Ontology annotation, biological process: rRNA methylation; box C/D sno(s)RNA 3'-end processing. The transcript is spliced from 3 exons. The coding region runs from base 1 to 981 and encodes 326 amino acids. Gene Ontology annotation, cellular component: nucleolus; small-subunit processome; box C/D methylation guide snoRNP complex. Gene Ontology annotation, molecular function: rRNA methyltransferase activity; RNA binding; histone H2AQ104 methyltransferase activity.